AUGUUUGGCCCGCUGUACUUCAGACAACUUGAAAGGGACAAAACGGAAGCCUUGAAAUGCAAUAAAGGUGUUUUUUAUGACUUUAUAUCAGACAAAGCCCAUCAAGAGUUCGAAUGGUGGGUUAUGCAUGUUGAUUCUAGCUACAAUGCCAUAAGUUAUGGUGAGCCCACCAUUGUUUCUUUUUUCAGAACUACUGGUACCCAUAUGGUGUAAUCAGGACAGUGUAGUCAUGUUAUCUACCAUGACCUUCACAUGCUGUCCCUUUAUUGUCAAUGGAAAAGAUUACAAUGCAAGUGAAUAUUGCAAGCAAUUCCACGUAAUUAAUGUGGUAGUUAGCCUCUUCGGCAGUCCAGUUUCCACCUGUAGAAAUAUCAUUUAAUGAACAGCCCCACCCAGUGCAUGAGGCAUCAGUGCACAGGUUACAAAAAUUUAACAGAAUUAACCUCUAGUUAAGCUGUGUUUUCGUGCUUUUAUGUUAUAUAGAUACCAGGAAAGGCAGCGUGGCAUUGCAAGAGCCAGUCCAGGAAGCUACAAUUGGCCAUAGAAGAAAGUACAACAAAGUAUGAAAGAUGGAUCCAUGUACAUCUUCCAUCGGUCAAUGAACAUACGGUUCACCCAACUGGAGACGUAAGCAUUUUAAACUUUUAUCUUUUCAAAGUUUUUGAUCAUAAUUAGUAUGUGGGAGGUGUUUUUACAUGUAGCACUUCAACAGUCGGUUUUUAUAUAUCUUGCCAAUAUUUCUCUGUUUCAUUCAUUAUUCUUUGGUAGGCCAGCAGUUUCCAGCGAAUCGACGGAAAGCUGGUCACCAAAAUUCAAGAGCUGGUUUCUGUAGGUGCAAGAUCUGAGAAGAAGAUUGGUCAGCACCUUAAGAUUUUUGUCCAGUGGGAGUUGUAUCAGGGAAAACAGGAACCUCAGAAAACCAAGCAACGGUUCUAUCCCUCCAAAGCGACCAUCUGCAGCCAUAUUUAUAAGUCAUUUGUCAAGGAAACGUUCUCAACAAUUGACCAGGAAGACUAUUUAAGAAAAGUAGAGCUUUGGAAAAAGACCUCACCUCAUGACCCUUUCGCAUAUCACCCAUACGCCACAUACGCCAGUGAAGAAAAAAGCACGCGACCUGCAGAGGACAGUGACAGAGAGUCGCACAAUGAGGGAGAGGAUGAGCAAAUACUUAAGACAUCAACAAAGGGGCUCUUGUUUGUCCACCAAUCAAAAGAUCAAAGACGACUUUUAGAGCGAUAUGGAAGCGAAAUUUGUAUGCUAGACGCCGCUUACAAGACCAAAAGAUACAGCCUCCCUCUUUUCUUUGUUGUUGUCAAGACUAACAUUGACUAUCAGAUUAUGGGUUCUUGCAUUGUUCAAAGUGAGGCGACUGAUGCUAUCUUUGAGGGGUUGUCUGUUCUGAAGUCGUGGAACCAGAAAUGGAACGUACCUCUCCUGUUUCAUGGUUGACUAUGCAGAAGAAGAAAUGUCAGCAGUUGGAUAGUUAUUCCCUGAUAGUUCAAUAAGUAAUUGCUUGAAAGAGUGGCACAUAAAUAUAUCGGUACUUAAAAACCAAUGUUGAUGUUGCACUAGCAGCUGAAAACAUAAUGACAACAAAGUAGAGUAUGAUCCCUGUUAUUACUGUUUUAGAUACAGCUCUUUGACCAAACCCUAACCAUAACCAUAUUGUCCCUAAAAUCAACGCACACAUGCGUUUUUGGUAAAUAGCUGGGCACCUUACCCACUUUAUCUUGAGUUACCUCUUCAAAAACUUAGGCGAGUCACCUCAAGUAAAGUUAUUUUAAAAUCCAGGAGCAUCUAGAUGGAAGCUUUCAUUAGUCUAUUAUACCAUUAGCCUGAACAAGUCACCACAUAGUGAGCGAUACAACAGGUUAAUUUAGAGAGUUCUUUUGGCUACGUUUUCUCACAAUGUUUACAAAACUUGUUCCUACAGAGGUUAGAUUUUCAUCCGUAAUUUCCAUCGUGAACAGGCCUGGGAAAGAUGGCUUGGUAAGCCAAGAAAUGGCAUGGUAACAACAACGCCAAAUUUUUCUUGCCAAGCUACGGGCAAUAGCCAGAGCUAGAACAGAACAGGAAUACAUGGAAAAAGUGAGCAGUCUGAAGGAGAGUUAUGAAUGGAAGUCGAGUUCUAACUUUCGAAAUACAUCUCAAAGACCUGGCUCCUGCAACACAAGGUAACGAGGAUAAGAACUCAAAUAUGUGCACCGCAUUUUUUUUUUUUUUAAAAUAUCUUAUUGAAUUUUUUAUUCUCGACAUUUUUCAUUAUUCUUAUAGAAAUGGGUAUGGGCUUUCCGAAAAGACCAUCUCCUCACAACAAUAAAUACAAACAAUGGUGUGGAGAGACAGAACAAGGCCUUUAAAUACGACUACUUGGAAGGACACAAGCAUUUGACCUUUAGUAGCAUGUUAUCCGUACUUCUCAAUGAAUUCCUUCCUGACAAAUAUCUCAAGUUAACUGGCCGAAAGGCAAGUGCAAAAUACAUUUAAAUAGCUCCAGACGCAUGUAUCUCACGCAUAUAUCUCCUUGCUUUCAAACUCACGGAAGCGAACAACCCCGGCGAACAACAAGUAGCCAAAUUUCCCGCCAGUUUCCCCUUUGUAGAAUUCAAUCAUCCAUAACCGACCUUUCAAUUUCCGGUUCUUUGACAACCUCCUUUAGAGGGAUUGCAAAGCGAUGUUGCGCCAUUUUAGUUGUAUUUAGCCAUCCAUCAAAGGGAGGUUUUGAGUUUUUGUUGAAAGUUUAAUUCUCCAGAUUAGAUCUAUUCUUUUAUUAUUACGACCUGGACAAACUAUUAAGACUGCCGAACGAAAUCAUCUUCAAAAUAAUGUGGAUGACUGAAAAGAACAGAGCCCGGGUUUCCUAAAGAAAGUCUUUUUUACUUUUUAUUCAACAAUGAAAACUGUUUUGAAUAUACAUAGCAAACAUAACACAGGAAGUGUUGACUGUUUGCCCUUUGAAUCUUUUAAUUUCCGGUUCUCUAACAACUUUUCCCUUUAAGGGGUUACCAAACAAUGUCCUACCAUUAACGUAUUUGUAAUCAGCCAUCCAUGAAAGGGAGCUUUCGAGUUUUUGUUGAAGUUUAGUUCCUAGCAAAGAGAAAUAAUUUUUCUUCCGAUGAGACGUAUUCUUUAGUUAAAAAUAGAUUUAUAAGGUUUCUACAACAGUUUUUUAGCCAAUGAGCUCACAGAAACCUAAUUUUAAGGCAACAACACGAAGGCGACUCGGGUCACCUCGGAUUCCAUCAUCACAAGAAGUUCCAACGGCACCUCCUUUUAACGGAUGACAAAGUGUGACUACCUAAUAUCUGUGUUAAAGGAAGAGGAUGUUUACAGUCGCUGAUAGCCAGAGCAGAUGAACUUCCACCUUUCCCAGCACAAGGGCAUGCUGCUCAUUUUGCUGCCGAAGCCAAGAAAAAGAUGAGGCAUUGCCAGGCCUGGAGUUAA
Molecule: messenger RNA, 3444 nt
Organism: Porites evermanni
Lineage: Eukaryota; Metazoa; Cnidaria; Anthozoa; Scleractinia; Poritidae
Source: the annotation of a GenBank genome assembly